AUGUGCCAGUACGGGCGAACGGUGUUCGCGUGCAACCACUCGCAGGUGGGCACGUCGCGGGUGCAAGCGUGCACGGCGCAGCAGGAGUUCGAGUCGGGGCAGCGGGCGGAGCCGUGCGAGGCGGCGACGACGCACGCGCUGAUGAGCGUGCGGGUGCCGCGAGCGUGCGUGGCGUGCGCCGAGCGCAAGGCCGCGACCGACCGCAAGUUCGAGGUCGUGCGCCACCACAUGCUCGAGCUGCGCGGGCAGCUCGAGCGCCUGUACGACGGGUGCGUAGCGCAGGUCGAGGGGGGAGGCGAGGCGGAGAGCGAGGGGGCGAAGAAGACGAACGGAGAGGGGAAGGGAGAAGAGGCAGCAAACGGCACAAACGGCACGAAGGAAGAGAGAAACAAGGAGGGAGGAAAGGGGAAGCGAGCCGUGGGUGUGAACGGUAAGCGCCCCGACCGAGACUCGGCCCCGGGUUCGGCCCCGGACGCGGGCUCGGGCACGGAUUCGGGCGCGAGCGUGGAUCCGGUCGCGGAAUUCCUGCGCAAGAAGCGGAUGGAGCCCUACGCGCAUCUCAUGAUGUUCUCGGAUUACCUCAGAUGA
This is a messenger RNA of Durotheca rogersii, 588 nucleotides long. RefSeq lists its product as uncharacterized. The record is from RefSeq and is a predicted model, not a curated record. The coding region runs from base 1 to 588 and encodes 195 amino acids. Lineage: Eukaryota; Fungi; Ascomycota; Sordariomycetes; Xylariales; Xylariaceae. The transcript has a single exon.